Messenger RNA from Plasmodium fragile, 2505 nucleotides. RefSeq lists its product as uncharacterized. The record is from RefSeq and is a predicted model, not a curated record. Lineage: Eukaryota; Apicomplexa; Aconoidasida; Haemosporida; Plasmodiidae. The transcript has a single exon. Bases 1 to 2505 code for a protein of 834 amino acids.
AUGGAUCUGUUUGAAAUUAGUUCGGAGAAAAGUUCCUGCCAGCGAAUGGGUAGGGAACACCAGGGUAGAGGUGGGAGCGGAACGGCGGUGAGGGGAAGACUCAUAAAACCGGAGCGAAGCAGUGAAGAGCGUGAGGAACUGACAAACCUUUUUAGCACCAGUUCUGGAGAGGACAACAAUGGAACGAAAGAACACCAGCACAGAGCUUCUGGCAGGAAGAGGGGCUUCUUUAGUGACAGCGUAAAUGGUGGGGAUAGUGCGGAGGAAGAUAGGAGGAAAAACAAAAAGAGGAGGGUGAAGAGUAAGUGCCUGUUCAGUACCAUCUCGGAUGAGGACGCCGGCCAUAAAAGUGCGCAACAGAACGAGCUGGGUGACAAUUGUCUUUUUAGUAGCGACGUGGAGAAAGUGAAUGAUCGGGGUGACAACUGUCCACAGGAAAGAAACUCCAAUUGCCUUUUUAGCAGCAGCUCAGAGCAGGCCACUCAGUGCGAGUCAGACGUGAAAGGAAAGAACGAAAGUCACAAUGGAGAGGGUGCAAAUCUUCAAAGCACAAUGCACAUAAGGGAUGGAAAUUUCUACCUUAAUGUUCGUGACAAAGGGAUAAAUAAAACACGAAAGAAAACAUCCUCCUGUUCAAAGUUUGCAUUAGGGCGGAGGUCUAGAAUUGCAAAUAGGGGUGCACGUCUGCCAGGCAGAAGUGGAAAAAGGGAAACCACUUACUACGACCUGCAUGACACGACAGAGGAAGGAAUGUACCGCUUAAUAAAUUUUGCCAAGUUAAAAAGGAGAGCUACAAGGAAGUUAAAUUUUAUGAGCAUACUUAAUAUGACGAAUGAGGGCGGUGAGUCAUCUGGGUCGUCGUGUGGGUCGUUGUCGCGCGCGCGGUGCAGCUCGCCGUCCAGCUCGUCGUCGCUUUCCUCAAUACGUUCUCGAGGGGGCGCCCACGCAGGGGACGGAACAACCGAGAGCACGGCCAACUCGGAGGAAGACAUUUUAAACCGCACGGGUGUGAGUUACGCGGCGUUGAGUGAAUCAACCCAAGAAAGCAUAAAGGACAGUGCAGCUCUGAAUGACGAGGGAAACAAUAACAGAACCAUGAACGUGUACAAUUACUACUACCUGGGCAGCCACAUGGACAAGCUCGUUCUGCACAAGGAUGUAGAGAAAAUAAAGGACAGUGGAAAUUGCGUUGAGGGUGAUAAUCUGCAUGACCGUUUGUUUGGCCUACGGGAUGAGAAUCAGAAGCGGCUGGAUGGAGUGGAAGUCACUUCAGACGGGAUGCAUAAAGUCAUGAGUAAGGAGGAGACCACGUAUCGACACAAGGGAAAAUCAUUCAAAAUGACGAAGCCACGGAAUAAAAUGGAAAAACGAAAUAAUCUCAUGGUGGAGCGCAAUUUAAGGCUGUAUAGAAAUUUUAAAAAUAUAAAUGUAGAAGUUACAAGACAAAAUAACCUCAAAGGAUUGAACUUGAAAAAAAUUGUUGUAAAUUUUAUUCGUCUGGUCAAUAAAAAUAUGGUGUUGAUGAGAGGACAGGGACAAAUGGAUGCUUCACAGGAAGGGAACUAUUCAGGAGAGAAAUUUAAAGACACCAGCGAUGUGGAAGAGUGGUAUGUUAGCAAGAGGGGGGGGGAUGUGACGAAAGGGGAAGAAGCACAAACAGAGCCACUUUUGCAAGAAGAGAGACAACAUCCUAGCCAGUUGGAGCUAGCUAAAUGUGUGUGCAUUUUUUGUUCAGAAAAAAAAAAAAUUCUGACCAACGAAGAAAUGCAUAUAAGUACAUUUAAUUAUAUGGACGAAAGAAAAAAAGAAGACACAGUGAUUAAACCCUUUUUCAUGCACAACUAUGUGUUUACCGCGUUCAUGAAUUAUUUUAUUCACUACGGAAAAGUUGCACGUGUGCAAAGGGGGGGGGAAAAUCUCCACUUAUACAAAUUUGAAAAAAAAAUCACAAAAAAAUAUGGCAUUAAGCGGGUAAUUAUUUUUGUGGCCAAAAAAGUGACGUUGACAACUGUAGGGAUCCACAUGGAAGGGUCGAAUAUGUUGCAGGAAGACGAAGAGUUUGUUCUCUUUAUUAACUUUUUUAAGUGGAGUAUAAUAAGAAGACGUUACGAAGAAAUUGUAAAAUUAAAGAGGAGGAAAAAGGAAAAGGAAAGUUUGAGCAUUUUUAAAACAUUUUUUUUUUUUGUUAAAGCGAUUGAUGAGUAUUGCUCAAUUUGUAACAUCCAAGUGGAUCAUCCCAAUGGCAAAAAAAAAAAUUUUGAAAAAAAAAAAAAAUUCAUGAGUCAGCCAUUUUGCAAAAGGGAGGAUAAUACCCAUAGCAACGGGACUAACUCCUUUGGCUUUUCUUAUUCCUCCCAUAAUGAGGUGAGGAUCCAACAGAUUGAGGAUGCGCUAAAUCGUGACUUGAUCAACUCACGUCUGAUGUUUGCUCUCGUGGAUUCUCUGCGCAUUUCUGUAGGGCGCACGCUCUACCUGUUCCCUGCGCAUAUGCUCGUUCUCGUGUGA